CUGUCCUAGAAUAAGACUCUCACAUUCUCUUUUCUUUUAUUCAUGUUCUUUUGUUUAAUUAAAAAGCUAGUUCAACACUUUAUACUCUUAGUAUCACCAAUGUGCCUUAUUGUUUUCAUUUUGACGAAUAAUAAACAUAGACUGUAUGUGCACUCCAGUACAGUAGGUGGCGGUAUGCGCUCUUUUUCAAUUCACGGUUGCAACUCGCCAAAAAACAAAGAAUAAGUGAUGCGCACGGGGCGUGUAGGGCAUGCUGGAGGGAGCAUAUCAACCAUGGAUGCCAUUAUUUACUAAACUACUCAGAACUACGGGAAAUCAGUCGUGGGCUGUGAACGUUAACGGUAAGUAAGGGUGUUGAAUAUGAUUCGGAACAACUGUAUCCGGCUCGACAGUGUGAACCUCCGCAGGCUUACAGUUCACUUUCAUCGUAUCUGAACAACUUGGAUAAACGAGACGACCAUGAGCUGAACUGACACCCAGCGGUACUACUUUUUGCAUUAAAGUGAUUCAGCUGAAACACCUGGUAAAUUGAGUUUGUAUUUAGGAGCACAGACAGUCGGUUUAGUCGAAUUCAAAGCGAAUCUGUCAAGUAUUUACUGUCAAAACGUCAAAAUAUGAGUCCGAAUCUACUCAGUAGCUACCGAGAACAGGGAUCUACGCUGAAAAAUCUGAGUCCUUGAAAGUUAUCAAUCCUGGGCCAUGGUCACCAUGACCUGAGCCAAUCCUGCACAGUUAGAGAAACAAGUUGUUUAAUUCUUAUAAUUUUUGAUUGAAAACUCCUGAAUCAGGAAUAAAUGUUCACUGGAGCAGUGGUUUUCAACUGGUCUCAUUCUGGGACCCACAUUUUCCUAUGGUCCUCAAGUUGCGACCCACUUUUAUAAAAUUCAAACCAAGCAAAUUUAUCUUUUAUUUAAAAAAAUAUAUAAAAAAAAUUAAAGACUCUUAUCUUUAACAUAAAUUCACUUGUUUUAUUGAGCUCCUAUGAGAUUAAACCUAUGAUGCUGAUUUAAAAACAUCACAUCAUCAAACUGACUCACCUCUGACACAAGGAACCAAGCUAGGUUGGAGAAUAACAACAUGACAAGUAUCUCAUAACAGCUCACUGUUUUUUAAUUGUCUUCUUCUGAUCUUCCUCUCUCUCAUGUUGCAGAUUCAGUCAAGAAUGGCGGGUGCUAGGAGUAAAAAAGACUUUUCCUCCAAAUCAAAGACACACAAAGAAUUGUCUCAGAGCCCAAGUCCAACUAAAGAUUCAGAGAAAGGUCAAGUGUGCCUUGGACAUGCAUGGGGAAGAUGGAGUGACCUAAAAAGAAAACAUGGAUUUAAUUCUAGUGCAGAGAUGGCCUCUAGUCUUAUGGAUCUGUGAGUUUGGUUUAUUUUAUUUCAAGUGGCCAACAGUUUGAACAAUACGCUGUUUUUCUCUGACCUGUUUCAGCUUGUCCCACUAACUGUUCCUCACUUAAACAAUCAAGAUGGCAGUAACUGUCUGCACCAUCCUCUCCUCUGACAGUCUGAGAACCUGUUUCCACUUACAGUUUACCUUUUGUACUGACAGAAUAUGAAGUCAAAUGUUUCAAAUGUGAGUUUGUCAGCUCUAUAAAACUGCUGCUAACAAUUAAGGACCACUCAUGAGCAAAAAAAGUUAGGCAACAAUUCCUUCAAGCUUUGUUUCGUAAGUAUUGGUGAGGUUUGAGGUUAUUAUGGUAACUGAUAUGAGAAUGAUUUGAAGUUUUGCAGACGUAGCGCCAUCUGGUGGUGUGUAAAACUUACCGCAGCCACCUAGAUGAUGGUCUAAAACAGUGGUUCUCAAGUCCAGUCCUUGAGGCCCACUGUCCUGCAUGUUUUGGAUGUGUCCCUGCUCCAACACACCUGAUUCAAAUGAUCAGCUCGUUAUCAAGCCAUUACAGAGCUUGAUAAUGAGCUGAUUUGAAUCAGGUGUGUUGGAGCAGGGGAACAUCCAAAACAUGCAGGACAGUGGGCCUCGAGGACUGGACUUGAGAACCACUGGUCUAAAAUACUGUCACAUCUCCCUGAUAUCAUAUAAUCUGGGCUAAGAAAAGUCCAAAAAUGUCAUGCUUUUGGUCAGAUUAAUAGCAUUAAGACAUUAAAUCUCCAAGGAGGAGUUUAUUUUUAAUUUUUUUUAAAUUUAAGGAAUAGUGUGAAAUUCACAUGUAAUCAUAAAUGGUAACUUCCUUUAUGUGUGUUUGUCUGUGUGUGAAUGAAGCGCGGGGAGCCUGUUGUCAGAGCCAGCGACUUCUAAACCCAGUGAAAAAAAGAGGAUAUUCUCCAACUCUGAAGUAAGAACCUUUAGGAGAGCAUGUGUACUGGUGUAGCUCAAAACAUUAAAAUGUCCUCAAUAAAGUUCAUUUUUCCUCAAAAUUAUGAGUCGUGGAAGUUUCCCUUUUUUGUGAGGAAAAUUGAACUUUUUUGGGGACAUUCUGAUCUUUUCUGCUGCACAUGUAGUUGUUCGUUUUUCAACGUGCAUGUGCUCAUUUAAACUGGCAUCUGUAGUUUUUGAAUACAGCUGUACCUUAUGCCUGCAUGUAAAGUCUUUUGUUAUGUGUGUGUCCAGGUACAGACACUGAUUGAGCAGGAGGUUCAAAACGCAGUGAUGAAAAAAGAAAACAAGCUCCAGGGUUUGAUGGAGAGUAUUUUUCAGCUGGAUAGUGAAGUUGACUAUGAAGGUUCCCUCAAGAAGCUGGAGGUCAGUAAGACGACACAGUUACUGUUUACAUUUCUACUUAAAUCCUUUAAUCAACAUGGACUUGACAGUAAUUUCCUUUUUCAUCUAUAUCAACUUUUCACUGCCUAUUAUUUCUUUUCUUUCACAUCCUAACCUAUUGUGUUUUUUAACCCUUCCUUGGCAUCUGCUGGUUAAUUUAUAAAGCAUCGAUUCCCUGUUGCGUUGCGUCGCUUCUUCUUUAAACAACACAUUGAGGUUUUGAGGACAUAGGAGAAAUGGUUCCAUAUUUCUGAAAGUGAAUUGUUGUCCCAUUCUUGUGAGACACAAGAUUUCAGCAGUCCAACAGUUGAGGGUCUCCUCAGCUGUACUCUCUGUUUUAUGAUGUGUCGAACGAUUGGCCAGUUCAGCACCCAGACUCUUUUGCUACAGCGCCAUGCUGUUGCACAAUGUAGUUUGGCAUCUUCAUGCUGUAUUUUGCAAGGUCUUCUCUGGGCUUUGAACUGUGCUUUGAUAACAGGUCAGGUGGUCCAAACUCGUGUCCUGACCCUCUUUACAGCAAGACAAAAGGGGUCCAUGAUUUCCAAAAGUAAUGCCAAAGUUUAUUCCUCUUGACACUUCACCUCAGGCUGUCUUAAAUAGGCCCUGACUCAACUCUUCUUGAUCAUGUUUAAAUACAUGGUUUCCUCUUUGCAUGGUGCAGUUUAAACCUGCAUUUGCAGAUGUAGUAACAAAUGUCUUUUUGUCCCUUUCUUCAUUUUGCUGAUAUUUUCUCAUCUUUCUGCAACUAACAGAACCGAGUGACUCGUAUGCAAAUUUCAUAAAGACCUUUAUGCGCUUCCCUCCCUCAGGCUAAGAUGAACAAGUUGACCAAGAGGGCAGAAGCCGCUUUUGCCUACAUGUCGGGGGCAGAGACAAAGGUUAAAACUCGCACACAAAGACACACACACACACACACCCAAGAGUGCAUGUACUGAGAUUUGAAAACAAAUAUUGAAAGCAAAGUAUCAGGACAAAUGAACAAAUUUGUUUGUGUUCCAGGAAACGCUGCAGUUUAACAAUAACAUGAGAAACAUCAGGUAUGUGGAGCCGGGUUCAGAAGUUAAUCAACUUUAUGCAAAUCCUAUCAAACUCUGUCUCCGAUUUAUUUGCAUUUGAUUAUUUGUGCAGCUAUCUUAAUUUGAUGUCCAACUCUGUAGGUCAUGCUCUGAGGGUGAUACCAUGGAAACCGAGCCACACGGUAAGAACACGGUGCACUGAUUAUAUGUGUGUGGAUGAACAUUUGCAUAUGUGGUUAGUACGACAAUUAAAAGUCUCUGAAUUCAAUGUUUUUCCUCAGUAAACGGAACAAGCUCCAACUGCACUGCUGGGGAAGGAAAUUGUCAAAAAAUGAUGGUAGAUAUUUAUUUAUUCAUUUUUUAAAUAUAUUGUUUUAAUUAAAAUCACACUUUUAUUUGGAAUGAUACUUAAAGUUCCUGUAAGGAAUUUUAGGUUUGGCUCAGUUUGGCACCCAUUAAUUAUCUUGUCCUCCAUAUGCACACGUAUCCCUCCGACUUAUAACAGUCAAAUGUGCCAUUAUUCUGCUUUUUUAAUGAGUGAAAUGUGAAAUAAGAUUUUUUUUUAAGUUGCUUUGUUGACACCAACCCCUUCAUAACAGUUUUUGGCAUUAAAAAUUGUAGUAUAAGAACACUCAGUCUUGCCACUGAUGUCUUUGUUUGCUUUUAUGUACCUUAGCAGCACUACUGUUUUGUCAUGGUAAAGAUGUAGCACUUCAAGAGGGAAAUACUUUGAAAAAGGUCAUAAGUAUUAAAAAAAUGGUUGUAAUGCUAUAGGGAAGAAGACUGGGGCCACUAAAAAGAAAAAAGAUUUUAAAAAAUGCAGCUAAUUUUUUUCUCUAAAUUCAGAGAUUAAAGUCAGAGUUCUGAGAAAAAAGUCAGACAUAUGAAAAUUGCUGUCUUCUAAGUUCAUUGGUCACCCUUCUUCUCUUUCGUGUUAAGAAUGAACUUAACAUCUUGCGUAUGUUUUCUUCUAAACCAUCCAAUUUUCAAGAUUUAAUCCAUUCUGACAGUUUAAUCUGAUUGAAUUGCUACUGGUGAAGGAAAAAAAUCGAUACAGCAUAGUAUCGCAAUAUUUUGUCUGGUGAUAUAUCAUAUUGUCUCAUUUACCAAGUAUCGAUUUUUCAAAUGAAUUGCUAAUAUGAAGUCAAAUCUAUGGUAAUGGAAAAAUAAAAUCAACUGUUUUUUCGGUGAGGUUGGCAGAGGUGACAUCAUAGAGCAGGAGGAAGUUAGUGCGACAAAUGUAUAUAAGGUUUGCAAGAUGUGCUACAUGAAAAUAAAAUACAGCGUAAAUAAGACAAACAUAAGAAAAGACAAAUUCUAAAUUAGCAAAAGAAUUUAAACAGCUGGAAAAAUUGUAUAUCGCAAUAUAUUGCAUCGCAAUACUCACUGUAUUGCAAAAUGUAAAAAAUUGCAAUAAGACUGUAUUGUGGCUCAAGUAUCGUGAUAAUAUGAUAAUAUCGUGUCGUGGGUCCACUGUUGAUUCCCACCCCUGGGCAUAGUAGGGAGAAAACAGGUGGCAAAGACUCUUAAAUUGUGCUUGGUUCCCCCUGCAAAGAAAUGCUAUCAUAUAAUCAAGUGUUAAUGUUGUUUAAAAAAUAUACAUAGGAAAUGUAAAUACAGUUUUGUAAUUUACAGUAGUUUUAACAUUGUGAACACCAAAGUUAAAGCUUAUCUGUUCUUUCUGUGUAGGAAAAUGCUAAAAAGGCACUGGAGAAGAUACACACUGAAAAGGAAGGUAAGAUGAUUUCAACUGCACACGUGGCUCGAGUUUUAAACUGUGUUAAAUGUCUGCUAGAUGCGGCUUCUUUUAUCGUUUCGGCAUGCAGUGAGACACACUGACACCAUAAGCUGUUAUAAUGACCCACAUUAGAUAAUAAGAGUCAGUCAGAAGCUGAAUAAAUAACCACUUCUCGAUUUUUUUACUCCUUCCUGUCCCUUCCUCUGUUACUCGUCAUUGUGGAUAAUCUGUGUUAAGCUUUGACGGCUGCCAUGGCAGAUUUAAGUGAAGAGCUGCCUCCUCCUGUUCUUACUCCUUAUGAAUCCUUUCCAUGUGAGGUAAGAUGCUUAGAAAAUUCUUCAUACUUCAUUUUAAAUUCUGCAUAGCCUCUGUGAGUUUAUUCCCAUCGUUUAUGUUGUUGUUUUUUGGCGUUAAGGACUCCUGUCUUUUUUUAAAAAAUCAUGAUAGUUUGUUAAGAAAGAGCCAGAAGAGAACUAUAAUGAAGAAUGGACGCAGGCCGAGGAGCAGAAAGCUAGGUCUGUGAAAAUGGAACAAACACACUCGGAGCAGGUAACUCAUGCAAACCCACAGAGAAUAUUGACGUCACUGUUUUCUACCAACACUAACUCAUCUUUACCAAAACUCCAAGGACAAGCAGUACCCGCCUCUACCUGCCAUCCCCUUCCCCUCCAUCCUGGAUGCGAGAGCAGCCUCAUACAACAUCCCCCAGAAGGUCCAAGUGCGGCUGGCCCUCAUCAGGAAACCUCCUGGUCUCUCUGUGCUCUGGAACGUGGAGACGGAGGAUCUAUGUGCGCCGCCCAUGGAUAAUUACAGGUAAGAGUAAGGGUGAGUCAUACAAGCUAGCAUUUGAAACGUUUAUUACUCAAAAUAAAAGGAUCCCCGGCAACUCAUUUUGUUCAGGUUGUUUAAACAACAACAAAGAAUAUUGAAAAGUUUGUGAGCUGCAACUAAAAUUAGAGGAUUACACUUGUUUUUUUCACCUUUUCUUUCAUCAGUCUGGAACACCUAUGAAGCAGCUCUGAUUUGCAAGUUGAAGCUCCAUUUAGCCUCUGUUUGAUUCGCUUUGUCUAAGCUGCUUGUCCAGUGAGACCCAGCUUGUGGGUGUUACUUUUCACACAGCUCUAUGGUCACAGAAUGACCCAGAAGUUGUGCUUUUACAAAAAACAUCCAAGGCCAGCUGUAACUGCAGACUCAGUUCCCCAUACAGCUAUGUUAGCAUGAGUUAUCCAUUAUUCAAUGCUGCUAUUUUGACAUGAAGUGGAGAAAGGAUGGAUAAUUGAGAGUGACUCAACCUCUUUUUAUUGUUUAAGGCAGUGGUUCUCUAUCCAGUCCUCGAGCCCCCACUGUCCUGCAUGUUUUAGAUGUUUCCCUGCUCCAACACACCUGAUUCAAAUGAUCAGCUCGUUAUGUAGCCAUUACAGAGCUUGAUAACGAGCUGAUCAUUUGAAUCAGGUGUGUUCAAGGUCUGCCCUCUUCUGAUUGCACUUUCCUUUUUCUUGAUUUAAUUUCCGCCUAAGUGAAAUGAAAUGUCAAAAAUAUCUGAAUAAAUCCUGUUGCCUUAUUGACCUAAUAAAAUUAAAACACCUUAUUCCGUCAGAAACUCUGGGAGUUCUUGGUAUUUUCUGAUCGGAACAAUUUAUUUUUGAUGUACAAAUUGUUUCAAAGCUAAUAGAGUUACAUGAACUGAAUUGGUUCGCUUCAUCAAAGCCCCAAAUGUUGCCGCCAUCUGAGGCCAGCAGAGCGCCAGAUGCCGACAACAUCUGGUUCUUAUAAAUUAGUUCUGCAUGUUGUCAUCACUGCUCUGCGUCUGAGACAAGCAGCCUGCUUGAAUUCCGGAGCGAAACCUUCCCACCACUCUACCUCUGUUCAUGAACGUCACCACCAGAUGGAGGCAGAGUUCAGCGGUUGAGCGUGCUGAUUUGUCCUCGCUCUUUCCGCAGAAUCUUCACCACUAUGGAGAAAGUAAAAGGCAGCAACGUCUUCUCUGACUGGACCAGCCUAGGGGAGGUGAAAGCCUGCCGUCUGCCCAUGUGUGUGCUCAUCACCAAGUAUAAGCCAGGACACAAGUUGUGUGUAGCUGUGGUGGGUGAGGACAAGUUUGGCAGGUCUGGACCCUACAGUGAAAUUGUAUCUGCCACCUUAUGUGACUGACCGGGAGGAGUGAAAGAGGAGGUGACACAAGCAUCAUCAGAUUCAAUUAACCCUCACAAACUUUCAAACUACAACUUUUCUUGAACUGAAUCACCAAAGAAUAACUUUUUGAGUUGAAGACUACAUGGAGAUAUUUUGGAGGACAGUUUGAAAUAUCUAGACUUUGAUAUUUUAAAAGUAAGCAGAAUGGAAAUAGGCCAAAUGUUACCCAAAGCCUCACUACCUCUGGUGCCUUGUAGUAUUAUGUAAAUAACCUUUUGUUUGUCAUUCAUGCACAUUGUUCGUACUACUGUUUUUUUAUGUCUACAAUUUACCCAAAGACUGUUUUUAUGACAAAAUAAUAAUAAAAAAAGAUUAUCUAAAUUCA
Molecule: messenger RNA, 7991 nt
Organism: Xyrichtys novacula (pearly razorfish)
Lineage: Eukaryota; Metazoa; Chordata; Actinopteri; Labriformes; Labridae
Source: the annotation of a GenBank genome assembly